AUAAAAAUUAAUUGUCUGCGAAUGCAGAAAUGCUAUUUCAAUACAAGGUUCAGCUAUAAAAUUAAUCUAUAAAAUGCUGUUUGCAGACUAAAAGAAAGACAUGAAAGAUACUUACAAGCUAUUGUUGGUAAUAGGGACAGGACCUGUAAUCAUGCCCUGUGUGUCAAACAGAUAUACAAGCUGGAGGAGCAGUGGAGGGAGAGAGGUACGGGUUCUCGUCUUUCAAGCAUGUGGUGGUAAACUCUACAUUACCUGUGUUUGGAAAAUUCAUAGCCUAAAACCUGGGAUAUAAGAGCUUCAGUCAACAUAAUUCUGCUGUAACAACUUGCUAUUUUUACUGAAAAGUAAAAUCACCUGAACAGCCCUCAGAUGAAAGGAAUGUACUGGACUUGAAACUGUACUUUCUACAAUCAACAUUAACUAACUCCGAUACCUUUUCUAUGUAAAGUAAAAUAGGCUUGACAAAAGAAGAAACUGAUAUUUUUCUUGCUCAACAUCACACAGAUCAUCUGUGUUCCAGUUUAGCAAACUCAAACUACAGACAUCAGUGUCCUUCUGUACAGUUCUAACAGUAUAAAGAGACUUCUGGAAGAGCUAUGGCACUACCGAAGAAAACUAAGCGCAUACUAACCAGAGAUGCCUUCAUUUUCUGCAUCAUCAUUAUAAUAAUGUAUAAAUAUUAUCAAUGGAAGGAGCAGCAAUUUAUUUAUGAAGAUGAUGACAUAAUGCCGGAAGAGGAGGAGCAGCCGCUGUUUCCAGAACCAGGAGUAAUGUUUGUGGAAACAACAGACAAUCUAAAUGUCUCAGCACUAUCAGUCUGUUCCAUUGAAUCUGCUGCACGGAUGUAUCCACAGAAACCUGUUGUCUACUUUAUGAAAGGCCUUAAUGACAGUAAAGCCAGCAUUUCUACCCAUUACAAAGCUUUUGAUGUAUUGAAAACCUUAAGCAAUGUAUACUUAAUUCCACUGGACUACAAAUUACUGUUCAAUCAUACCCCUCUGCUAUACUGGUACCAGAAGGUCAACCCUGCCAAUGAAAUAUACUGGAUUCAUGUCAUUUCUGAUGCAAGUCGCUUGGCACUACUGUGGAAAUAUGGUGGGAUUUACUUUGAUACUGAUGUUAUAUCAGUAAGACAAAUUCCAAAACGCAAUUUUCUUGCUGCAGAGUCAUCUUCCUCAUCUAGUAAUGGUGUCAUGGGAUUUGAAAGACAUCAUUAUUUUCCAUGGAAGUGUAUGAAGAAUUUUGUUAGAAACUACAGACGAAAUGUUUGGGGGAAUAAUGGCCCACGCCUUGUAACACACAUACUAAAGAUCUAUUGUGAUUUGCCUGAUUUCACUAAAACUGGAGAUAUCAACUGCCACAAUAUUUCUGUCUUACACCCCAACAGGUUUUAUCCAAUCCCUUUUGCUAAAUGGGAAGAAUAUUUUGAGCCUGUAACAGUUAUGCCUGCUUUCAGUAAUUCCUAUGCAUUGCAUCUUUGGAAUUACAUGAACAAGGACAAAAAGAAGACGAUUGUGGCAGACAGUGGUUCUUUGGCAGAAAAACUUUUCAUUCGAUAUUGCCCCCUUACUUACAAAACAUUUGUGAAAAAUAUCAGAUGACAGCAAAGACAAAUAAAAUACCCAAUGUAAUCAUAUUCAUGUCAGCUUUGACAAGAUUAAGCCAUUUGAAAAAUAUAUUUUCCAUGGAUCAGUUGAUAAUAUGCAUUAAGUACUGUGUGUGUGUGUGUGUGUGUGUGUGUGUGUGUGUGUGUG
Molecule: messenger RNA, 1754 nt
Organism: Protopterus annectens (West African lungfish)
Lineage: Eukaryota; Metazoa; Chordata; Ceratodontiformes; Protopteridae
Product: alpha-1,4-N-acetylglucosaminyltransferase-like
Exons: 7
Coding region: 597-1601 (334 amino acids)
Biological process (GO): protein O-linked glycosylation
Molecular function (GO): acetylglucosaminyltransferase activity
Source: RefSeq, a predicted model, not a curated record